Pieris macdunnoughi is the source of this 459-nucleotide messenger RNA. The record is from the annotation of a GenBank genome assembly. Lineage: Eukaryota; Metazoa; Arthropoda; Insecta; Lepidoptera; Pieridae.
AUGCCGCCAGUCUUUCAAAUGGACCUCUACGAGGACUGUACAUUAAAACCAAACGGAACAUACUGCUUGGUCCAAUUCGUCUUAGUAUCAGACACACAAAGUGACCUUCUGGAUAUGAUAAACGCAUAUUCGAGUAACAAAAACACACGUUACAAUCAUAGCCUAUUACGUCAUGGUGUAUGCGUACCAGAACAAUGUGGUUAUACAAAUAAAAAGGAUCAAGUGUUGUCCCUUGAAGCAUGCCUAAAUGAUACAUACUGGCAAAAGUAUAAGUUAAAGACAAGAGUACUUCAACCGUUGCAAUGCAAUACUGAUGUUAAUGAGCCGAUUCUUUUUACCGCUGGAAAUAUUAUUGUUUUAGUAAUAAUUGUCGUCAUUAUUAUCAUGAAUCUAGUUGGGACUCUGUAUCAUUCAUGUAUGAUAAAUAGCAAAGGUAAUUCAAUCCCGAAGAAGAUUUAG